CGACGAAGGAAGAAGAAGGAGCAGCAGCAGCGCCAUCGCCGUGGCCACCUUUUGUCGAUCCAUUGGUCGCGCUCGCGGUGCUCCACUCGUGGAGUGGCAGCGCCAACGCUCACUCACUCGCUCACUCGCGCACGCACACGCACUCCGUCAAUCCAAGCCCUUCCUCAUGGAACCCUUACGCUCGCUCUGUCUCUCUCUCAAUCCAGUGCUAGACCUUCCUCGCUCCACGUUUUGGAACUGCCCUGAAGUGCUGCCUCUUUGGUAGGGUUAUUCUUCCCACUUGUGUGUUGUUCUGGGGCCAAACUGUCCAAUUGCUCUUGUGGGUGCUGGCUCUUCUUCUUCUUCUGCUGCUGCUGCUCGGUGGGAUGUCUUCUGCACGCUGGUUCUGCGGAUGGAGGCGGUGGUGAAUUGGCCAUUCGGGGAAAUUUCACAGGUACUAAAAAGGUCUGAUCACAGCAGUGAUCUCAACUGCAAAUCUAUCAAGUGAAGGUUGAGCAAUGUGAUGGACAGCAGGCUCAAGUAGUGUUUAGUGAAUUAACGGGUGUGGGUUUAUAAGGUGGUAGUGUCCAGUAAUACUAAGGCAGACUUAGUUGUGGGAGUGUGUUAUGUUGAUGAUGGUUUCCUUGAAAGUGUUCCGGCGACUUUGAGGAGUGAAGUAAGCUAUCAAUUGCUUGAAUUCGUUGUAGUGGAAGCAAUCAAUACAUUUCUUGCAGACAAGUCUUUCACAAGUGUAAGAUCGAGAUCCAAGAGUUUGAGCGUGUUAUAGUGGAAACAAUGGAGUUAGAACGGCACUACCUCGGAGCAUGGGAUGGAAUGCAGAGGCAAGGGCAAGGUGUUGUGGAAUGCCUCGCAUCAGUGGCUCAAGGCCUGGGAGGCAUUCUCCAAAGUCAUAUACCUCAUCAUAUUCCCCCACUACCUGAAUUCCCUUUUCCUUCCGGCUUGUCAUCUUUCUCGAUUCCCUUGCCCUCCCCACAUAUUCAGCUUUCAUCUCUGCCAAGUCAAUGGCCAUGGUCUUCUUCAGUGAACAACCUUACCCACCUGGCCGGCUCUGGAUUUGGUUCAGAUACGAAGUUUGUGCAACCAUUGAGUAUUGGUGCAGGGUUCCCAGAAGUCUUAUCUAUGCAACAUUUGGGUCAAGAUGUGAGCACGCAUGUGGGACAAGCUGGAGCUUCCAUAGGAGCUUAUUUGUCUGAUCUGGCGGGAGGUUUAAUGCAACGAUUUCCUGGCCCUACUGACAAGGUAGAGAACCCUGCGUUGCAUUCCUUUGGAAUGUCUUCAUCGGUGCCACUUGUAAAUGUACAUACUGGCUCUACACCAGUACUUUCUGAGGGCAGGCUAGUUGAUGGCGAUUCGCGGACCCAGGAAAUGAUGACUUCAAAAUGUACUAGCCGGAAGAAAGGCAAUGGUGAAAAGGAAGACGGUUUUUUGACGCUUCAGAGAGGUCAGAACUUGGAAGAUCCUGCUGAUGAAGAAGUAAUGGCGAAGCUUGGCAAGACUGCUGGCCAAAUUGGCAAUCGUAGCAGUGCAUUUGUAAGCACAACGUUUUCAAGCCGUACUCAAGAUAUCGAAACUUCUGUUGUUGCUCGUGGUGAUCUUUGGCGUAUGGAAGCUACACAUGGUGGAACGUCAACUCCACUUUUUCUUUUGCAAUUGGGACCAAUUCUUUUUGUACGGGCGUCGACUCUUUUGUUACCAAUCCACAUAUCUAAACGACAUUGCCUGUGGUACGGUUUUGACCGAAAGGAGGGACUACACUCUCUUUGUCCAGCAGUAUGGUCGAAACAUCGGCGUUGGUUGGCUAUGGCCAUGGCCUCUCUGAACCCUCUUUCCUGUUCCUUUCUGGACCUGCAGUUUCCAAAUGGACAGCUGACUUAUGUGGCUGGUGACGGCCUUACUGGUAGUGUCUUCACCACUGCAAUGGGCGGGGUUCUACAGGUUCUUGGACGCUUACCUGGGGACACAAAGAUUAGUUAUUCAUAUAAGAGCAAAUGGGGGACACGAUUUACUCCAGCAGUAUUGUUGCCCGAAAGAUCAACUACACUUGAGAUAAUACAGCCGUUGGCGUGGCAGCCACUUGGUGUGCUAGUUCGGCCAACUGUAGAACUUGGUGUAACCCCAACCAUUGGCGGUAGGCACCCAGGCACGAAGGUUGAGUUACUGCACUCACCUUUGGAGAAGUUCAGUUGGGGAUGCGGCUAUGUGCAGUCGGUAGAUUCCAAAGCGUUUGCUUCUGUUUCAGUUGGCCGGUCGAAACGAAACGGCGAACACGUCGGCAGCUGCGGGUUGACAGUGCAGAUUGAGGCCCCCGUAUCAAAUCUCAGGUGUUCCUCUUUCACCGUACAGCUUAACAGUGGUGUAGAAAUUUGAACCCGACGCCUACGGUUUAAAAUUGGGAAAAAAGGAUCGGAAUUUUGAGGAUUACAAAAUCGCAGUAUCUUCACAUCUGAACUGCUCUUUACGUUGUGGAGUGAGUUUUGAUUCACAAGAAUCGCAUUCUAGCAUGUUUUGAGUAACGGUUACGUUUUGUUUAUUUUAUUUUAGAAUGUGGGUUAUAAUCCACCUGGUUAUCGAGUAGUGUGAGAUUAAUAUCAGCUUGUGGUAUACGCCGCAUAUCUGGACUGAUGGUUCCAGACUUCUUGUACAUUAUGUGAGGUGAUUGAUUUUUUACAGCUUGUUAUUGAUAUACAUGCUAUCACUGUAAUAUAAAUGUCCCUCUUUGGACUGCUUUGCCCUCCAA
Molecule: messenger RNA, 2737 nt
Organism: Physcomitrium patens
Lineage: Eukaryota; Viridiplantae; Streptophyta; Bryopsida; Funariales; Funariaceae
Source: RefSeq, a predicted model, not a curated record